GGGGUCUCGCCGGACAUGAUGAAGCUGAUUGUGGAGUACGCCUACACACGGACGGUGCCUGUCACCAGCGACAACGUGGAGCGGCUUCUGGCUGCUGCCGACCAGUUCAAUAUCCUGGGGAUCGUGCGAGCCUGCUGCGAGUUUCUGGAGUCUCAGCUCUGUCUGGAGAACUGCAUUGGGAUCUGCAAGUUCACCGACUAUUACUACUGCCCAGACCUGCGGCACAAAGCCUACAUGUUCAUCCUGCACCACUUCGAGGACAUGAUCAAGGUGUCCGAGGAGUUCCUGGAGCUGGCCUUCUUCGAGCUGAGGGACAUCAUUGAGAAGGAUGAGCUGAACGUCAAGCAGGAGGACGUGGUCUUCGAAGGCAUCUUGAAAUGGAUCUCCCACCUGCCCGAGCACCGGAAGCAGUUCAUCUCCACGCUGCUCCCCAAGGUGCGGCUGUCCUUGAUGAACGCGGAGUACUUCAUGAACAACGUGAAGAACAAUGACUACGUGAAGGAUAGCGAGGACUGCAAACCCAUCAUCAUUAAUGCACUCAAGGCCAUGUAUGACCUCAACAUGCACGGCCCGUCCAACUCCGACUUCCGCAACCCCUUGACGCGCCCGCGGCUGCCCUAUGCCAUCUUGUUCUCUAUCGGGGGCUGGAGCGGGGGCAGCCCCACCAAUGCCAUCGAGGCAUACGACGCACGGGCCGACCGCUGGGUCAACGUCACCUGUGAGGAGGAGAGCCCACGGGCUUACCACGGUGCCGCCUACCUCAAGGGCUUCGUCUACUGCAUUGGUGGCUUUGACAGCGUUGACUACUUCAACAGCGUGCGCAAGUUCGACCCGGUGAGGCGGACUUGGCACCAGGUGGCACCCAUGCACUCACGUCGCUGCUACGUCAGCGUGACGGUGCUGGAUGAUUACAUCUACGCCAUGGGUGGCUUCGACGGCUAUGUGCGGCUCAACACAGCAGAACGUUAUGAGCCCGAGACCAAUCAGUGGACUCUCAUCUCACCCAUGCAUGAGCAGAGGAGCGACGCUAGCGCCACCACGCUCCAUGGCAAGGUGUAUAUUUGCGGAGGCUUUAACGGGAAUGAAUGCUUGUUCACAGCUGAAAUGUACAGCCCUGAAACGAACCAGUGGACAAUCAUCACCCCAAUGAGGAGCAGGCGCAGUGGGGUGGGGGUAAUUGCAUAUGGGGAGCAGGUCUAUGCGGUAGGGGGCUUUGAUGGAGCAAACCGCCUGCGCAACGCAGAGGCCUACAGCCCGCUGACCAACACUUGGCGCUCGGUACCCACAAUGUUCAACCCUCGCAGCAACUUCGGCAUCGAGGUGGUGGAUGAGCUGCUCUUCGUGGUGGGCGGCUUCAAUGGCUUCACCACCACCUUCAACGUGGAGUGCUACGACGAGAAGACUGACGAGUGGUACGACGGCCACGACAUGAGCAUCUACCGCAGCGCACUGAGCUGCUGUGUGGUCCCCGGGCUGCCCAACGUACGGGUGUACGCCGCGCCCCGGGAUGCCCUGCCCCACCUCGCACAGCGAGAUGAGCUCAAACUGUCCGCUUCCACCAGCCUCCUCUCAGCCUGA
This is a messenger RNA of Polyodon spathula (Mississippi paddlefish), 1578 nucleotides long. Its product is annotated as kelch-like protein 10. Lineage: Eukaryota; Metazoa; Chordata; Actinopteri; Acipenseriformes; Polyodontidae. The transcript is spliced from 4 exons. The record is from RefSeq and is a predicted model, not a curated record. Gene Ontology annotation, molecular function: protein binding. The coding region runs from base 16 to 1578 and encodes 520 amino acids.